This is a messenger RNA of Lachancea thermotolerans CBS 6340, 1155 nucleotides long. RefSeq names its product Erd1p (gene ERD1). The transcript has a single exon. The record is from RefSeq and is a predicted model, not a curated record. The coding region runs from base 1 to 1155 and encodes 384 amino acids. Gene Ontology annotation, cellular component: membrane; cytoplasm. NCBI's taxonomy places the organism in Eukaryota, Fungi, Ascomycota, Saccharomycetes, Saccharomycetales, Saccharomycetaceae.
AUGGUAAGCAAAAUCGCUGACGCGCCUUCUGGGUUUUUGACACUGUUUCCGCUUCCCCAGAGAUGCAUUCUGCUCAUUAUAGUAGGUAUGUGGCUAUGGCUAUGGCAGAUAACGAUUAUGCACCGAUUCUUUCACAUCGAUGUAUCACAGUUGGUCUUAUCUCAUGACCCUCACGAAGCUCUUCCCCAACAGUCGGCAACAAGGCAAACAGAAGCAACGCGUCGCGUGGUUUCGAGGCUCACCAAGAUCAUUUUGCCUUGGUGCGCGGCCACAUCGGUCUUGCUUUCGGAGUGUACCAAAAUACAAGCAUACUCGCCGCCCGUCUGGGCAGUGUGCCUUCUCAACAUCCAAUCACUUUGCCAAUUCAUCUUCAUAUUUGCUACGAUAUGCUCCUACUCACCUAUGGUCUCUCGGUGCCUCAGAAAAAUCAUGCCCCUUGGAAACAUUGAGGCCAAACCGCUGAGGCUGAACUACAUUUUAAUUACAGACUCAUUGACCUCCUACAGCAAGCCUCUGAUAGAUUUCGGCUUCUACCUCUGCCACUUAGUGCUGGAUCCUUUAAAUGAAGCGUGCAUAAUCAGCCGCAGCCCUAUCGGAACAGCGAUCAAUCUAGAUCUUGCAAUUGGCUCUACACCUGUUUUACUGAGACUGCUACAAUGUUUGAGAGAAUGGAGGCGUUCUAAGUACGCAAAAGACGCGCGCAGCUCUCUAUUCAAUGCGCUCAAGUACUCCCUGCACAUUCCGAUCGUGCUAUGUACAGUUUAUUCACGAAGCUACCCAACUGCAAAGCCGGGAAACCACAUUUAUUGGCUGAUGCUAGUAAACUCUUCAUACAGCUUAUGGUGGGAUUUAACAAUGGACUGGGAAUUAGGCAUUUUUGAUUUCUCCAUCCACGGUAUGAAUCGUAAUGAAGUUUUACGCCGUCGCAAGGUCUUUCCUAAUUACAUGUAUUAUUUCGCCAUGUGCGCAGAUUUCGCGCUGAGGUUUGUUUGGCUCUGGGAGCUCCUUGCUGGCAGAAGUGUUUUUGAGGGCGAAGCAAACAUCUUUUUCCUGCAGUCUCUCGAAAUCCUAAGAAGAUGGAUUUGGAUAUUUAUCAAGCUAGAGGCGGAGGCGAUAAAUUCUGACCUCCCAGAAAAAAACUACAAUAUUGAAUAG